AUGGCUUCCCGAAAGGAGAUUUUGAGUGCACACUUUACGAUCUGGGCAGCGGCAUUUGGACUGAUUAGCGAUGGAUAUCAGAACAAUCUCAUGACUAUGGCUAACGUUAUUUUCAAAAGGUUAUACCCCAAAGCUUACACUGCGGUAGUUUCAACCCGAGUCUCAAAUUCGCUACUCGUUGGCAAGUGCGCUAUCAUCGGACAGAUCCUCGUGGGCCUCAUCUGUGAUCGCGUCGGACGAAAGGUCGCCCUUGUAUCUACUACCGCUCUUAUUGUACUGGGUGCCGCCCUAGCGACAGCUGCUCAUGGCGCGGGUGGAAGUCCUACAGGAUUGUUCUGGUUCUUGACGUUUGCAAGAGGAAUCACGGGAAUAGGAGUUGGUGGGGAGUACCCGGCAUCGUCGACAAGUGCAUCGGAAGCCGCCAACGAGACAAUGACAGAUAGUCGAGGCCCAGUCUUUAUCAUGGUUACGAACUUUGUUUUGAGCUUUGGAGGGCCUUUAGCUGUGUCAGUUUUCUUGAUUGUCUUGUCCGCGGUGGGAGAAGAGCACCUUCAAAUUGUUUGGAGAGUUUGUUUUGGAAUAGGAAUGUUGCUGCCCAUGACAGUAUUUUACUUUCGUAUGCGGAUGCUCUCUACGCGGCUGUUUCGCAAUGGAGCCAUUAAACGACAUGUUCCGUAUCGGUUGGUAAUUCAGCGUUACUGGAAAUCAUUGAUAGGCACUUGUGGCGCUUGGUUUCUUUACGAUUUCAUCACCUUCCCGAAUGGCGUGUUUUCAGGCACUAUAAUAUCAAGUGUUAUCCAUGACGGCGAUAUCAAAAGAACAGCGGAGUGGCAGCUUCUUCUGGGGGCAAUCGCGUUGCCUGGUGUUUUCAUUGGGGCUCUCCUGUGCAACCCACUUGGACGUCGCAACACCAUGAUGUUAGGAUUCAGCGGUUAUCUGGUCUUUGGCCUCGUCAUCGGUUUAACCUACGAUAGAAUCACCAAAGUCGUACCUCUUUUCGUCAUCUUUUACGGAUUGAUGCAAUCCUUCGGAAACAUGGGGCCAGGAGACAUGUUGGGCCUAGUGAGUGCUGAAUCAUAUGCCACUCCGAUUCGGGGAACCUGCUAUGGGCUGUCUGCUGCCAUAGGCAAGGCAGGAGCUGCCAUAGGGACGCAAGCUUUCACCCCUAUUCAACUGCACCUUGGCAAAAAAUGGACAUUUAUUGUUGCUGCGAUUUGCGGCACAACAGGCAUCCUCGUGACAUACUUCUUCAUAUCUGAUAUGACCGGCGUUGAUCUUGCAGAUGAAGAUAUGAAGUUUAUGCAAUAUUUAGCCGAGAAUGGAUGGACAGGAGAGGUGGGGGAAAACCAGGUUGAGGGAGAUGAAUUACGUAAUCGCGCUUGA
Laccaria bicolor S238N-H82 is the source of this 1383-nucleotide messenger RNA. Its product is annotated as MFS Git1p-related glycerophosphoinositol permease. The record is from RefSeq and is a predicted model, not a curated record. NCBI's taxonomy places the organism in Eukaryota, Fungi, Basidiomycota, Agaricomycetes, Agaricales, Hydnangiaceae. Gene Ontology annotation, cellular component: plasma membrane. The transcript is spliced from 19 exons. Bases 1 to 1383 code for a protein of 460 amino acids. Gene Ontology annotation, biological process: carboxylic acid transport; transmembrane transport. Gene Ontology annotation, molecular function: carboxylic acid transmembrane transporter activity.